AUGGGAGAGAAAACGACGUCAGCAACAAAGUUCUCGCCUCGAGCAUCUUCGUCCUCGCCAUCAUUGUCUUCCAUACCCUCCGAACCUAGCCAUCAGCAUCGACAGAUCCAGACCAAUCUGGAUUCCAAGAUUCCCAUCAAUCUAUACGGCUUCAUCGAUCUACUCUCCCACUUCUCCCAGGAGAUCCAAUCGAGCAAGCAGGAACUUCCAGACGAAGCCAUCGAGCUGAUAUCCCGCACACUAAGCUUCGCCCAAUCGCGCCUCCAAGGGACAGACGACAAAGACUCAAUCCAGUCCCAUCUAACGGCCCUAGCAAACCUGAGCAAAGUAAUCGAGUCCGCCCACCCCGUCGCACUCUUCGGAAUUGGCACCUUCGCUAUGUUCGAGGUCUGCUGUGGCCCAUUCGGACGAUGGCACCGACAUCUACAAGGAGCCAGGUCAUUACUCGACCUCCAUUGUCAAAACCAAGCAGACAUCGACGCCCUCACACAGCAAAUACCCGGUCUCGCAGAUGUCCUGGCUUACCUCGUCUGGUUCGACGUGACGGGCACUCUCGUCCGCGAAGACGCAUCCCUCAUCUUCGACGAUUGGCACCGAAAGAUCCUCACGCCGACCUUCUUCGAGUCCGUCGGCUGUCCACCCGACACCUUCGACCUCUUCGUCGACCUCGCGCGAUCCAACCCAAUUGAAAGCAACAUCGUAGACCUCAGCACACGAGCAAUGGACCAAAUCCUCUCCCUCGAUACAACAGACAAUCCAACCACGGACCGCGCGCUAGCCGCAACAGUCUACCGAAGUGCCAGCGCCCUCCUGUCCUUCGCCCGACUAAACACCCCGCCCUCAAAAUACCACACACCCCCGUCCUGA
Molecule: messenger RNA, 867 nt
Organism: Penicillium argentinense
Lineage: Eukaryota; Fungi; Ascomycota; Eurotiomycetes; Eurotiales; Aspergillaceae
Exons: 1
Coding region: 1-867 (288 amino acids)
Source: RefSeq, a predicted model, not a curated record